Molecule: messenger RNA, 1852 nt
Organism: Wyeomyia smithii (pitcher-plant mosquito)
Lineage: Eukaryota; Metazoa; Arthropoda; Insecta; Diptera; Culicidae
Product: WD repeat-containing protein CG11141
Exons: 2
Coding region: 214-1671 (485 amino acids)
Molecular function (GO): protein binding
Source: RefSeq, a predicted model, not a curated record
UACUCAUUGGAAGUUUACGAGUUAUCUCGCUGUGUUUAUAUUUAAUUUUUAUGUCCUGUAGGUGCGCUUACAGGACAUAAGGUACGAAACGGAGAAGAUAAGCACACUUCUUCAGGGCGGUAGCAGCAAAUGAUGAGUCAUUUACAAUCGUACCAAUCUAUUGAAUAGUUCGUGCAACUGCUACCGGACCAUUGACAAACAUCGGAGAGAACCAUGGAACUCCGCGAGUGGACUCCGCUGGUAGAUCUGGUAGGUAAGCUACCGACUAGUGUGCAACGUGGUCUGUUGUUUCACGAUGUCUCGAUCACUUGUCUCGAUUUGGUGGAUGAAUUCAUUGCACUUGGAACCAACGUCGGAAUCGUGUUUUGGUACAAUCGGAAAACAUGUGCUGUGGAUCGCUUGCAAGUUGAGGGAUCCGGUUAUCUGACCUGUGUUCGGAUUAUUUCUACAGUUGAAUUCAUGGUUGCAGCAGGAUGCCGACAGGGUUGGAUUAAUAUAUUUCAAGUUCCCAAAGAAGCUCCACCGGACGUUUGCGCUGAGCUGCUGCUUAAAAGCAAACCGACUGAACGGUACACAAUUCGCGGCAUCCAUCAUUCAGCGAUAACCAGUUUUGUGUGGUCUAAAAAUGGAAUGAAACUUUUUUCCGGUGAUGGCUCUGGAAUGGUAGUUCUAACGGAGAUCAACUAUCAGUCUCGGAUUUGCGAAUCAAAGGAAAUCGUCAACGAGAAGUACGAAGUUGUGCAGCUAAGCCUGCGAAAGGAGUACUUGCUCGUUUCCACCACCUACCGGACUGUGGUCUGCACUCAGGAGGAUGCCAGCAAAUGGCGCGUCACACAGGUUGGCAAGAAAGACCGCAAGAUGUUGAGUUCUUUUGGGGCAACAUUUCACUUCUAUCAAAAAAUACCUCAGCUAGUCUGUACGCGAUCAGGGUUUCGGCUGUGGAUAGCCAAUUUUGAGGGCGAAGUCGCACAAACGCUUAUUUUUAAGGACAUUAUUAGGAGCGUAUCCUACGAGGUUCCUAUUCUAAAUCCUAGUCGGCAUCCGAUACGUAUACCAACAACGUUUGGGAUACUGCAUACAUUCCAGGAUAAGUAUCUGCUGUCUGUGGCGAACGAUAUGUUGUUCGUGCUGGACUUGGAUGCUAUGGAGGUAGUAGCAUCAUUAACUCGAUUACGAAGAAUUCUCGAUAUAUCAGUUAACAAGAAUGAGAUUCUAAUUCUGGAAAGCUCUCGGUCUGUAAUUCGUGUGUCCACACUGCCGGACAGCAGUCAGACGACGAUAUUGUUUAGGAAUGCUGAGCUGUUUGCCUCAGUCGAUCGAGACAGUCAGAUCGCUGUGGCGGAUGAGUGUCUCGAAGAACAAGAACCGCUAUCGGACACAGCAUCCGGUAGUUCCAAAUAUGGUGGUACAGAUUCCGUUGACACUGGACAGCCGCUAGAGCAGAGUCUCUCGAACAGCACUGACAGUGCACACCAAAUAAUUACUCACAUGAAAAAACUAGAGUUGUUUGAUACGCUAAACGAGCUGAAAUAUGACGAAUCAAUUCUGUUCAAAAGCGGACGGACGAAAGCGAAGCGGAAGCACACCACAAAGAUCAAUCCCAUUGUGGAGAUUGGACAAAUUCCAAAGGAGUGCGGGGAAAUGGACGAUAAGAAACAAGGAAGCAAAUGAAGGAAUUGGUUUUUGAUGACUAGGCUUAAAGCAGUCUUAUUUUGUUUUCUAUUGAACUGUGAAUUGUUAUUGCUUACGCUUCUGUAUGCUUUAGGAUAUUGUGAUUGAAUUUAUGAUUAGGGGUGCGCAUAGGCUCGAUAUUAUGUUUUAAAUGAAUCAAAGUUUUUUUGUUCAAACAUAA